AUGCCCUUUUAUGCUGUUGCAAAAGGCAGAAAACCUGGUAUAUAUAAUAACUGGACAGAUUGUCAAAAUCAAGUAAAUAAAUUUCCAAAUGCAAAGUAUAAAAAAUUCAAUACUUAUGAAGAAGCCAAAUCAUUUGUAGACAAUAAUGGUAACACAAUUCAACAAAAUAAACCAGCAACACAACAUGUAACAACACUGGUUCUUAUGAUAUCAAAACCAAAACAAAUUGAAGAAGCUAAAAAGAAAAAUAAGAAUAAGAUAAUACUUCGAAAUGGUGUCCCUACUCCUAUUACUGAACAUAUUUAUGUUGAUGGAGCUUCACGAGGUAAUGGACAAAAUAAAAAUGCACCAUCUGGUUAUGGAGUUUAUUAUGGACCUAAUGAUAUAAGAAAUGCAAGUGUUGGUUUACAUGAAGUUGAUUUCAAUCAAACACCAACGAAUCAACGUGCAGAAUUACAUGCUAUGAAACAUGCAUUGGAAAAUAUAUUAAAUGAAUUGAAUUCAAAUUCAAAUAAAAGAAGUGAAAUUUAUUCUGAUUCAAAUUAUUCAAUUCAAGCAAUUAAUAAUUGGUCAAAUACAUGGAGAAAAAAUGGUUGGAGAAAUUCAAAAGGUGAACCAGUUGCUAAUUCAGAUAUUAUACAGAAAGCAGUGAUACUAAAAGAUGAAAUUAAUCAAAAAUAUAUAAACAAAGGUUGGGAUCCAAUAAAAUUUGUGCAUGUUAAAGGUCAUGCUGGAAUUCAUGGAAAUGAAGAAGCUGAUAGAUUGGCUAAUAUUGGAGCUGAUAGAAUGUUACGAUAUUUAUGA
Insectozyma verbasci is the source of this 804-nucleotide messenger RNA. The record is from the annotation of a GenBank genome assembly. NCBI's taxonomy places the organism in Eukaryota, Fungi, Ascomycota, Pichiomycetes, Serinales, Debaryomycetaceae.